Molecule: messenger RNA, 1416 nt
Organism: Cladophialophora bantiana CBS 173.52
Lineage: Eukaryota; Fungi; Ascomycota; Eurotiomycetes; Chaetothyriales; Herpotrichiellaceae
Exons: 2
Coding region: 1-1416 (471 amino acids)
Molecular function (GO): protein binding
Source: RefSeq, a predicted model, not a curated record
AUGCCGAAUGCUCACUGGAAAUGCGGCGAAGGACUUGCCCUAGUAUAUGAAUCCGAGGGGAGCCUACAAUCUGCUGUGAACGAAAUGACUGCUGUGAUGACUCAGCUGGAGAGCUUGCCACGGGACGAAAAUGAAACCAAUAUCGUCACCAAUCUUCGGCGUCUGGGAGGCUGGCAAGUUCAACUUAGCCACAAUGAAGAAGCGAUUUCAGCAUACCGAGAGGUGGUGGAGCUUGAUCUUUAUGACUACGAGACAUGUUGGACGCUUUUGGGGUUACUCGUUCAGUGUCAACGGGCCCAAGAGGCUCUGGAACUGCUAACCCGCAUGGCCAAUCAAAGUGGCAAAGAGAGUGGCGCAACUCGCCUAGGGGAACUGUUGCUGAGUUUCUCGUCCGAGGACUUGGACUCAUUCGACGCAAUCUUCAGCGUGACGCGACGCGAAAAGCUUUUCAAGACACUACUGGAGACUAUGCUCCAAGCGGUUGAACUUGCUCGGAAGAAGGAGGACGAAUCGUCACUUGCGUAUCUUCUAUUCUUCUACGGAGUGGCAAUCGCCCACCCCAACUACGAAGAUAGACGUCCAGACGAGGCUCUUCGUUAUUGGGAGGAACUUUGUCGCAUGGGUUUUGGGAAGUACGGCACCUGGGUCGACACCGCUGUGAGCUUGACCGCCCGAUUCGUCUCUGCUCACCAUUUUUCACAGGCCUUAGCGGAGCACCAUGAGGGAAAGGACUCCACCUUUCAUAUCUCCAACAUCGAAGAACUUAUCCAACGGGUCCGUUCCGCCUGGUUCUACGACCACUAUGGGGUGGAGGACAAGGAACGACAUGGGGAUGCUUUGCUUCUCUUAUCUGACGAUGACCCGGACAACGACUGGCAAGGGUAUAUCGCCAUGGCGGAGGUAUUGAUGCAUGCCGGCGACGAUCUCAAUUCGUUGAGUGCCUGGACACUGCUCACCCCCAAGGACCUAGGUGAGGAGUCAGCUGGAGGAGAAACCACUGGCAGGGGAGACUGUCUCUUCAGUUGCGAUGGCAGUUGCGGCCGUAGAUGGUACUACGCUGAUGAUAUGUAUGUGUGCAAAAUGUGCCCGGACGUCGAAUUAGACGCUGGUUGUUUAGAGAAGCUCAAGAAGGGUACGCUAAAUCGGUAUAUUUGCGAUGUCAGUCACGACUGGCUGCACGUCCCGAGCUGGUCUUACGACAAUUACAUGGAGGUAGACAAUGGGAAGGUGGUUGUAGGGGGAGAGCUGGUUGACGGGAGACGAGUCGGUGGAGAGAUGGUUCCCAUCAAUGUGUGGAUUCAGGGGAUCUAUGACGAGUGGGGGAUACCGAAACCUGAGCAGGACGAGACUGAGCCCGAGCCUGCGCCAUCGCCUGAACCUGAGGAGGUUACCGUGACGAAGGUCGAAGUGGACUAG